GCAGCUCCGCGCAGCUGCAGGGGCUCACCGAGCAGCUGGCGAGGACACCGAGCGAGCGAAGGGAGCGAGAGGCUCGCGAGGCCGCCGACAAGCGCGAGAGCGACCUCCAGAGCUCCCUGGACCAGCAGGAGGCGGAGGCCCGGCGGCUCAGGAAGGAGCUCGACACUCUGCGCGAAGAGAGCGAGCGACAGGCGUCGGCUCGGCUCGGGGAGGACUCCGCCACCGAGCGCCUGCAGCGGAGACUGGAGGAGCUGGAGGAGGAGAGCUGGGGAGCAACGACUUCAUCGUCCGCGCCGCCGAGCAGCAGGCGGGCCGCGACGUGGAGGUCAAGCAGCAGCGUAGGGAACUGGAUCAGCUGCAGGGCACCGUCGCGGACAUCCAGAGGCAGCUCACUAUGAGCUACACCCAGGAGCGAGUCCUGAAGGACCGCAUCCGGGAGCUGGAGCAGAGCCACGGGAGAGGUCACGUGGCAGGCGACUACCUGAAGCACGUUAUCCUCAAGUACGUGAGGUACAACCAGUCUGGCGACCUCAAGGCGCACACGCUGGUGCCCGUGCUGGCCGAGCUGCUCAAGCUGGGCGCCGAGGAGAGGAAGGCCCUCGAGGCUGGGCCUGCCGUGCCGCACACGCUGCUGGCGCUGAACCAGGCCGUCGGCGGGGCCGCCAUGUGGAUGCGGGGCGUACCCAGCGCCGACGCCUCUGCGUCCACCGCGGCCGCGCCGGACCUCUCGGGCUGA
Molecule: messenger RNA, 736 nt
Organism: Prorocentrum cordatum
Lineage: Eukaryota; Dinophyceae; Prorocentrales; Prorocentraceae
Source: the annotation of a GenBank genome assembly